CAGCCCGGAGCCCUUGAGGCGGCGAAGGGGGGAGGGGAAGGAAGCAAGGGAUGAGCGCCGGGAGGGCGUCGGGGGCCCUGAGCCGGACUAGGACGCCCCUGGAACCGGAGCCGGAGCCGGAGCCAGAACCAAACCACCGCUGCAGCCCCCUAACUCCAGGAGCCGCCCUGGCCCGUGCUCACCCGCCAGGGCCUCAUGUCAGAACCACAGCCUGACCUGGAACCGCCCCAACAUGGGCUGUACAUGCUCUUCCUGCUUGUGCUGGUCUUCUUCCUCAUGGGCCUUGUAGGCUUCAUGAUCUGCCACGUGCUCAAGAAGAAGGGCUACCGCUGCCGCACCUCGAGGGGCUCGGAGCCUGAUGACGCCCAGCUCCAGCCCCCUGAGGACGAUGACAUGAAUGAGGACACAGUAGAGAGGAUUGUUCGCUGCAUCAUCCAAAAUGAAGCCAACGCUGAGGCCCUGAAGGAGAUGCUGGGGGACAGUGAAGGAGAAGGGACAGUGCAGCUGUCCAGCGUGGAUGUCACCUCCAGCCUGCAAGACGGAGCCCCCUCCCAUCAUCACACAGUGCACCUGGGCUCCUCAGCCCCGUGCAUCCACUGCAGCCGCAACAAGAGACCCCCACUUGUCCGUCAGGGACGUUCCAAGGAAGGAAAGAGUCGCCCCCGGCCUGGGGAGACCACCGUGUUUUCUGUGGGCAGGUUCCGGGUAACGCACAUUGAGAAGCGCUAUGGGCUGCAUGAGCAUCGUGAUGGCUCUCCCACGGACAGGAGCUGGGGGUCUGGUGGCGGGCAGGACCCAGGAGGCGGCCAAGGGCCUGGGGGAGGGCAACCCAGGACAGGGAUGCCUGCCAUCGAAAGCCUUCCCCCUGAGAGGCCGCAGCCCCCAGCCCUCGCCAGCACCCCCAUGCAGAAUGGAGGACUCAGGGACAGCAGCCGAGUCCCUCGUGCACUUGAGGGGAACCCUGGAGCCUCUGCAGAGCCGAUGCUCGGGGCUGGAGGGAGGGGCCCAAGCCCAGGGCCGGCCAGAAAAGAAGCAAACGGACAGCCAAGCAAACAGGACACCUCAGAUCACCAGGUGUCCCCACCACGGGGAGCAGGGGGUGUGUGAGCUGCCUCCUUCACUGUGCUGACGGACUACCAGCUGGCAGGCCAGGGAGUGGGUGGGCAUGAAGCCCCUCCUCUCCUCUGGACAGCACUGCCCCCCAGCUGAGGGACCCACUCUUCUUCCACCUGGAGUUGCACAGUCUCAGG
This is a messenger RNA of Bubalus bubalis (water buffalo), 1250 nucleotides long. RefSeq names its product RELT like 2 (gene RELL2). The coding region runs from base 196 to 1107 and encodes 303 amino acids. Lineage: Eukaryota; Metazoa; Chordata; Mammalia; Artiodactyla; Bovidae. The record is from RefSeq and is a predicted model, not a curated record. Gene Ontology annotation, biological process: positive regulation of cell-substrate adhesion; positive regulation of p38MAPK cascade. The transcript is spliced from 8 exons.